ACAUACCAUUUUUUUCCAAUCGGUCAGUUGUAAUCGAUUAUACGAAUUACGAUUAACGAUUUAAAAAUGAAUUUAACAAUUUUCAGAUCAAGUCAUUAUUUACUGCAACGAUUAAUUCAUCAGAAUCAUGGUUCAACAAUAAAAAUUCUCGGAUUUAAUCGAUAUUUUACGACCCUAUCAUCAAACAAUCGAUCAAUGAUUUUUCGAAUCAAAUUCAAUUCAAAUCAUUCUUCCAAAACAAUACUAUGGUUAUCAACCGAAAAAUCUGGACAAACUAAACGUGCUUAUUUCACAUGGAAAUCAUUUAUCAUAUCUGGAGUACUAGUUUCAGUAUUUGCCGGUUUUAUGAUACAGAUGAAAAAUGAAAAACUUAAACAAAUGGAAAGACAACGUAAAAAAGCAUUAGGUGAAGUGGCUGUUGGUGGUCAAUUUGAUCUUAUCGAUCAGGAUGGAAAACCAUAUUCAUCAUCAAAUCUUGAAGGACGUUGGGCAAUGAUUUAUUUUGGUUUUACUCAUUGUCCAGAUGUAUGUCCCGAUGAAUUGGAAAAAAUUGUUAAAGCUGUUGAAUUGAUCGAACAGGAUAAACGUUCAGAUCCAAUACAACCGGUAUUUAUAACUGUUGAUCCAGAACGUGAUUCUGUUCAAGCUGUACGGGAAUAUAUUCGUGAAUUUUCACCAAAAUUUAUUGGUCUUACCGGUAACAAAGAACAAAUAAAUAAAGCAACACGUGCAUAUCGUGUAUAUUAUUCAGCUGGACCACGUGAUCAUGAAAAUGAUUAUAUUGUUGAUCAUACAAUUAUUACCUAUUUGAUUAAUCCGGAUGGUGAACUAGUCGAUUAUUAUGGUCAAACAAAAACGGCCGAAGAAGUAGCAAAAGGUGUAUUGAAAGCGAUGAAAACUUAUCGUGAUUUAAAUCGAAAAUUAGGAUUUUUGUGAAUGAAAAAUUUGAAAAAUCAUUUUUCGUUUUAUUAAAAAUUAUAUAAUGAGAUAAAUGAAAAAAUAAAUUUUGUUAAUUAAAU
This is a messenger RNA of Dermatophagoides pteronyssinus (European house dust mite), 1019 nucleotides long. It is a transcript of the gene Scox, whose product is annotated as Synthesis of cytochrome c oxidase. Gene Ontology annotation, molecular function: copper chaperone activity; copper ion binding. Lineage: Eukaryota; Metazoa; Arthropoda; Arachnida; Sarcoptiformes; Pyroglyphidae. The record is from RefSeq and is a predicted model, not a curated record. Gene Ontology annotation, cellular component: mitochondrial inner membrane. Gene Ontology annotation, biological process: mitochondrial respiratory chain complex IV assembly; intracellular copper ion homeostasis.